GCUCAGCGCCCGCCGGGGCGCGUGGGGCCGGCACGCCAUGGGGAACCGCAGCGCCGCGGACGCGGGCGGGCUGCUGGCGGGGCCGGGUGCGGCGGCGCUGGUGGGGGGCGUGCUGCUCAUCGGCGCGGUGCUCGCGGGGAACUCGCUCGUGUGCGUGAGCGUGGCCACCGAGCGCACCCUGCAGACGCCCACCAACUCCUUCAUCGUGAGCCUGGCGGCCGCCGACCUCCUCCUCGCCCUCCUGGUGCUGCCGCUGUUCGUCUACUCUGAGGUCCAGGGCGGCGCGUGGCUGCUGAGCCCCCGCCUGUGCGACGCUCUCAUGGCCAUGGACGUCAUGCUGUGCACCGCUUCCAUCUUCAACCUGUGCGCCAUCAGCGUGGACAGGUUCGUGGCCGUGGCUGUGCCGCUGCGCUACAACCGCCAGGGCGGGAGCCGCCGGCAGCUGCUGCUCAUCGGCGCCACGUGGCUGCUGUCCGCGGCGGUGGCGGCGCCCGUGCUGUGCGGCCUCAACGACGUGCGCGGCCGCGACCCCGCCGUGUGCCGCCUGGAGGACCGCGACUACGUGGUCUACUCGUCCGUGUGCUCCUUCUUCCUGCCCUGCCCGCUCAUGCUGCUGCUCUACUGGGCCACGUUCCGCGGCCUGCGGCGCUGGGAGGUAGCCCGUCGGGCCAAGCUGCACCGCCGUGCGCCCCGCCGGCCCAGCGGCCCCGGCCCGCCUUACCCCGCGCCCUGCCUCCCGGAGGACCCCUGCGGCCCGGACUGCGCGCCCCCCGCCCCCAGCCUUCCCCAGGACCCGUGUGGCCCCGACUGCGCGCACCCCGCCCCCGGCCUUCCACAGGACUCCUGCGGCCCCGACUGCGCGCCCCCCACCCCCAGCCUCCAUCAGGGCCCCUGUGGCCCGGACUGCGCGCCCCCCACCCCCGGCCUCCGUCAGGGCCCCUGUGGCCCGGACUGCGCGCCCCCCACCCCCGGCCUCCGUCAGGGCCCCUGUGGCCCGGACUGCGCGCCCCCCGCCCCAAGCCUUCCCGAGGAUCCGUGCGGCCCCACCUGUGCGCCCUACGACACCGUCCAGGCCACCGCGCUCCCACCGCAGACCCCGCCGCAGACCCGCAGGAAGAGGCGUGCCAAGAUCACCGGCCGGGAGCGCAAGGCCAUGAGGGUCCUGCCGGUGGUGGUCGGGGCCUUCCUGCUGUGCUGGACCCCCUUCUUCGUGGUGCACAUCACGCAGGCGCUGUGUCCCGCCUGCUCCGUGCCCCCACGGCUGGUCAGCGCCGUCACUUGGCUGGGCUACGUCAACAGCGCCCUCAACCCCGUCAUCUACACCGUCUUCAACGCCGAGUUCCGCAACGUCUUCCGCAAGGCCCUGCGUGCCUGCUGCUGAGCCGGGCACGGCCCCCAGGGACCAAGGAGAUGGGAGGGCGGUUUUGUACGUUAAUUAAACAAAUUCCUUCCCAAA
This is a messenger RNA of Sapajus apella (tufted capuchin), 1456 nucleotides long. It is a transcript of the gene DRD4, whose product is annotated as dopamine receptor D4. Gene Ontology annotation, cellular component: plasma membrane. The coding region runs from base 38 to 1381 and encodes 447 amino acids. Gene Ontology annotation, biological process: adenylate cyclase-inhibiting dopamine receptor signaling pathway; adenylate cyclase-activating adrenergic receptor signaling pathway. Gene Ontology annotation, molecular function: dopamine neurotransmitter receptor activity, coupled via Gi/Go; G protein-coupled receptor activity. Lineage: Eukaryota; Metazoa; Chordata; Mammalia; Primates; Cebidae. The record is from RefSeq and is a predicted model, not a curated record. The transcript has 4 exons.